Diabrotica virgifera virgifera (western corn rootworm) is the source of this 11697-nucleotide messenger RNA. It is a transcript of the gene VGAT, whose product is annotated as vesicular inhibitory amino acid transporter. NCBI's taxonomy places the organism in Eukaryota, Metazoa, Arthropoda, Insecta, Coleoptera, Chrysomelidae. The transcript is spliced from 4 exons. The record is from RefSeq and is a predicted model, not a curated record. Gene Ontology annotation, cellular component: vacuolar membrane. Gene Ontology annotation, biological process: amino acid transmembrane transport. The coding region runs from base 231 to 1832 and encodes 533 amino acids. Gene Ontology annotation, molecular function: amino acid transmembrane transporter activity.
CGUAACUCGAGAUGCUGCGAUGGACCAGCAUUCUUAUUCUCAAAACUAAAUUAUCUUUCUGUUGAAUUUUCGUUUGAGAACGGCAAUGACUCAUUGUUUUAGUCUUACGGUGAUUGUAGUGGGUGAUAAAAUUUGUAAAUAAGUUUUCGUGUACAGUGGCCAGAUAUUGAUUUUCUUUGAAUCCGCCGUCUGUCUGGAGAAUCAAGUGUAUUAUCACACACGUACAAAAAAUGAACCGACUAGGGCAAAUCCGUCUUCCUCCUCUAUCCGCUGCCGUUAAUGUAGCUAAUCAGAUUCGAAGACAAAUUUUGCCGUCUAACAGACUCCCAGAUGACCCUUCUGAAUCUGAGAGAGAAAGGGUACAUUUUGCCCAAGUUCCUACUCAAAAUCAAGUCAAUCAUGGAGGUGUCGACGAACAUCAUGAGAUGAGCAAUAUGAACAUGAAAGGAACCAAUCCGUUUCUUAGCAAUGAUACUAGUAACUAUCAAAAUCAGCAAGAAGAUAGCAAUUUUAGUAAUGCAUAUCAGAGACAGCAAAGUAGGAUGUCAUCUGUUGAUUUUUCGGAAGGGUCCGAUUUUGUGGAAGGAAGAACCGUGUCUAAAAUCAAUGAGUAUCAGGCAGCUUGGAAUGUUACGAAUGCAAUACAGGGUAUGUUCAUCGUAUCUCUGCCUUUCGCCGUUCUAAAAGGUGGAUACUGGGCCAUCGCAGCAAUGAUAGGUGUAGCGUAUAUUUGUUGCUACACCGGCAAAAUCCUUGUCGAAUGCCUUUACGAAUUCGACGUACAAACGGGCAAGCAGAUCAGAGUUAGAGAUUCAUACGUGGCUAUCGCAAAAGAGUGUUUCGGGAAAAAAUAUGGAAGUAAGAUUGUCAGUAUAGCCCAGGUUAUAGAACUGCUUAUGACGUGCAUACUGUACGUUGUUGUUUGUGGGGAUUUGAUGAUAGGAACUUUUCCCGAUGGGGAUAUAGAUACUCGAUCUUGGAUGAUGCUCGUUGGAAUUUUUCUGAUUCCUUUAGGUUUUCUUAAAUCACUAAAAAGCGUAAGUGUCCUAUCGUUCUGGUGUACAAUGUCCCAUAUUCUCAUUAAUGCCAUCAUUCUGGGAUAUUGUCUUCUGUACAUUGGUGAUUGGGGCUGGAGGAAAGUCAAAUGGUCUGUCGACUGGGAGAACUUCCCCAUCAAUCUAGGAGUGAUCGUUUUUUCGUAUACAUCGCAAAUUUUCCUCCCUACUCUAGAAGGUAACAUGGAAGACCCAAGCAAAUUUCAAUGGAUGCUGGAUUGGUCCCACGUAUGGGCAGCUGUAUUCAAAUCACUGUUUGGAUAUCUAUGUUUUUUGACGUUUCAAAACGAUACUCAGCAAGUUAUAACAAACAACUUACCUUCUGCUGGAUUUAAAGGACUUGUUAACAUCUGUCUUGUUAUCAAAGCUCUUUUGAGUUAUCCGCUUCCGUAUUAUGCAGCUUGUGAAUUGCUAGAAAGAUCAUUUUUUAGAGGUAAACCUAAAACUCCCUUCAACUCUAUUUGGGCUGUAGAUGGUGAACUGAAGGUCUGGGGCCUGGCUUGGAGGGUAGCAGUAGUUGUAUUUACAAUUUUGAUGGCGUGCUUCAUCCCACACUUUUCAAUUCUAAUGGGUUUCAUAGGUAGUUUUACAGGUACGAUGUUAAGUUUUAUAUGGCCUUGUUAUUUCCAUCUGAAAUUAAAACGGGAAGGUUUGGAUUCCAAAGGAGUAGCUCUGGAUUAUUUUAUCAUAUCUCUAGGAUUCUUCUUUGGAUUUAUCGGUAUGUAUGACUCUGGGAGAGCUUUGAUUAAAGCUUUUGCCAUUGGCCUUCCAUUCUAGAUUGUUAUGUAAUAAACAUGUUAUCACAACAAGCUUAAGGAAUAACUAUACAUAUGUAAAGGUAAAGUAUUUAUUUAUAGUUGUAAAGAUAAGUUUUAUAAUAUUUUUUUUAAUAAAAACCAAAACUUAGGGCUCUAGAACAUAUUGAUGUUAUAUGUAAUCCUCUUAGUAAGUUGACACCCAUUCUUUAUAUUUUUGUCUCAAUAAUUUCGAUCAGAGUUUAAUUAUUUUUUUAUUUUGACAAAUUGAUUGUAGUUUGACUUGAUUUGAAUGUCCAGAUCAUAUAUGCACCUUCUAUUGUAUUUUCUUCUUCUUGAUGUGCCUAUCCUUAUCGAAUGUUGGCGAUCACCAUGGCAAUCUUCACUUUAUCUGCAGCAACGCGGAAAAGCUGCACAGCAGAUUUUGUGUUGAACCAGGUUAUGAGGUUCUUUAACUAGGAUGUUCUUGUUAUUCCUGGACCUCGCUCUCCAAAUAUUUUCCUUGCAGUGCAGCCGAUAUGUGAAACAAUUGUGCAUUUAAUGAUAGAAGUAUAUAAUUUGGACCACAUAUACUGCACAUAUAAAGGUUCAAAUUUAGAUAUGAGGCCAUCUCAGAUUUUGCCUUUUACAAAAAUGGCGUAGAUUCAAAAUGGCGACUAUACAUUAUGACUAAUAGCAGGAUAACUUUUGAACAAGAUUUCAGAUUUCAACCAAAUUUGGUAUAUAGGUUCUUUUUUUGAUGUAUAAGAUCGAGGCCUUGAACUGGAAGAAUCGGUUUACCAGAAGUUGUGUUUUUCCUGGCUUUUAUGUAAAAAUAUGCUGUUUUUUUUUCAAUUCUUUCACCCUGUAUGUAUUAAUUUUUCAAAAAGUUAAUACCACUGUUGAAAAGAGCGUAAAAAUAUUUUUUAGGAAAUAUUUUUAACUUUUUAGUUAUGUUAAUUGCCAUUUAAUAAAUGCAUAACGUAUCUUCACAUGUACCUAUACGCGGCAGAUUCGUGCAAAUAUAAGAAUUAUUGUGCAUUUAAUGGUAGAAGCAUAUAAUUUGGACCACAUAUACUACACGUAUAAAGGUUCAAAUCUAGAUAUGAGGCCAACUCAGUUUUUGUUUCUUUUACAAAAAUGGCGGGCAUUCAAAAUGACGACUAUACAUAUGUGACUAAUAGCACGAUAACUUUUGAAUGAGAUGUCAGAUUUUAACCAAAUUUGAUAUAUAGGUUCUUUUUUGAUGAAUAAUAUCGAGGUCUUGAACUGGAAGAAUCGGUUUACCAGAAUUUGUGUUUUUACUUUUUUUUAUGUAAUAAUAUGUUGUUCUUUUUAAUUCUUUCACCCUGUAUAUAUAAAUUUUUCAAAAAGGUAAUAACGCCAUUGAAAAGAGUGUAAAUAUAUUUUUUAGGAAAUAUUUUGAACUUUUCAGUUGUGUUAAUUACCAUUUAAUAAAUGCAUAACGUAUGUUCACCUGUACCUAUGGGCGGCAGAUUCAUUUAGAAUGCCCGCCAUUUUCGUAAAAGACUAAAUCUGAGAUGACCUCAUAUCUAAAUUUGAAUCUUUGUAUGUGUAGCAUGUGUGGUCCAAAUUAUAUGCUUCUACCAUUAAAUGCACAAUAAUUCUUAUACUUAUUAUUAUUUGCACGAAUCUGCCGCACAUAGGUACCUACAUGUAAAGAUAGGUUAUGCAUGUAUUAAUAUUAUGCAUGUAUUUUGACAACGACACCCGAAUUGGGUGACGAAACGUUAAUAAAAUUAUUUUUUUGGUAAAAUUGUGGCUUAUUUCCCAUUAAAAGUAAUUAAUUAUGUAUUGAUUGGUAAUUAUUACAACUAAAGAGUUCAAAAUAUUUCCUAAAAAAUAUUUUUACGCUCUUUUCAACGCCGGUAUCACCUUUUUGAAAAAUCAAUAUAUACAGGGUGAAAGAAUUGAAAAAGAAACAACAUAUUUUUACAUAAAAAAACAGUAAAAACACAAAUUCUGGUAAACCGAUUCUUCCGGUUCAAGACUUCGAUAUCAUUCAUCAAAAAAAGAACCUAUAGUCCGUCCGCUAUAACUUUUCCCAUGCGGUACGAUUAAUUUUCAAUCAAAUUAAGUCAAAACAUAAAUUGAAAUGAACGUCGUCGAUGUGUAUAUACAUUUUGUAUACUGUAUACUAUAUACUACACACAUCGUUUCACUUUCUGUUUUGACUUAAUUUGAUUGAAAAUGAAUCGUACCGCAUGGGAAAAGUUAUAGCGGACGGACUAUAUAUACCAAAUUUGGUUGAAAUCUGACAUCUCGUUCAAAAGUUAUCGUGCUAUUAGUCACAUAUGUAUAGUCGCCAUUUUGAAUGCCCGCCAUUUUUGUAAAAGGAAGAAAAACUGAGAUGGCCUCGUAUCUAGAUUUGAACCUCUAUAUGUGUAGUAUAUGUGGUCCAAAUUAUAUGCUUCUAUCAUUAAAUGCACAAUUCUUAUAAUAUUUGCAUAAAUCUGCCGCACUAUUGCAGGAUAGCUUGAAGAGGGGAUAUCUGGAUUCAUUUCGCAUAAUGUGUCCAAAGUAUUCCAACUUUAGAGAUUUGAUGGUGGUUAGUACCUCUCGGUUCUUCCUCAUUCUUCUAAGGACCUCCACAUUUGUGACCCAGUCAAUCCACGGAAUUUUAAGAAUUCUCUGAUAUAGACAUAUCUCCAAUGCUUACAAUUUUCGGCACAUAUCUUCGUUCAAAGUCCAUGAUUCAACCCCAUAAAAAACAGAAAACGUAGCAUCGCAGCAUUCUUACUUUUAUACCAAGAGAAAGGUUGUGGCUCAUUAUGUGUCUGUUUCGUACUAAGUUUUAUAAUUUUGAAAGGAAAAACAAACCUUUAGUUAUUAAUGGCGAAGAGCCCUGGGUUUGUGGUUCUUGCAGAUUUUCUAAAAUUCCCAUUGAAUAAUUACUUAAAAAAUAAUAAAAUGCGUAUAUACAUGUCACCGAAUGGGUCGACGUUAAGGCUUGGACAAAUAUGUCAAGCAGCCUUUUAAUUCAUCUUAUAUUCUUUACUUCUUCUUAUCUGCAAUUUUAAUUUUUCCUGUGUACUAGUGGGACUGUCUUAAGAAGCACGCUUACAUCUCUUCCAAGUCUGAGAACUGCGGUCUCUUCCCUUUUUGUAAGCCUCAAACAUAGUCUAUCGUGUUAAGUGCAACACAUUAGUUUAGGGUCCCACGUUGGGCGCCAAAUAAUGUGUUACACAAUGGGCAGGGCCGCCGCUAAAGUGUUGGCCGCCCGUGUGCAACUUAAUAUUUGCCGCCCCCCUUUUAACACUUUAGUCGUUUCAACAUAGAUAGGUACUAGUAUUUAAAGAAAUGUGCAGGAGAUACAUCGUAAUCGUAACGGGUAUAUGAAAAAUAAUUGCUCUGAAUUAGACCUGGAUUCCGCGUACCAAAAAAAAGUUGAUUAAUAGCAAGCUGAAAAUUUGUUAAUAGCUUAACGGUGUCUAGUCGGACAAACUUUGAUGUAUGGGAAUACUGGAACAGGGGAAAUUUUAAUUGUGGAACAGGUUAAAAAUUUGAAACGUCAGACUAUGAAAACGUUCCAUGUAUUUUGUCAGACAUAACUGCCAAUUGAUUUGUUACCAUUUCAUUAAACUCUCAUGCAAAAAUCAGAAAUCAAAACUGGUGUCUAUGACGAACUGGGCAUUUUAAUGAGUGAAACACGAAGAACAUGUCAAAUGACAGGAAUCAUGUUGGUUAGUAAUAGAAGUCUGAUUUUAGCAUGAGAGUAUAAUGAAAGGUUAACAAAUCAAUUGGAUGUUCUGUCCGACAAAAUACAUGGGACGCUUUCGUAAUCUGAAGUUCCAAAUUUUUAAACUGUUCCACAAUUAAAACUUCCCCUAUUCCAGUGUUCCCGUACAUCAAAGUUUGCACGGCUAGACACCGUUUAAGCUAUUAACAAAUUUUCAGCUUGCUAUUAAUAAACUUUUUUUGGCACGCGGGUUCCAGGCCUAUUUGAAAUACAGUAAUGUGCUAAUGUGCAAAAGAAACGGGCACACUGCUAUGCAUCUAUUACAAACAAAAUCGUUUAUCAGAAGCAUGUCUAAAAUCAUCAAAUUCUCAACUUAGAUUGAACUAUAACCCAUCUAUAACCAUACAAGCAUAAAGAAACAAUAUUAUAACAGAGCAACCAUCGAGUAAUAAAAAAGAUUUUUUAAACCAUCGAGUAAUAAAAAAUACUUUUUUAUAUUACUCAAUGAGAGCAACUUAACAAGCACUUAUCUAAAUUCUCGGAAAGUAUCCUAUUGUCGUGUCGUACUCUCUUAACAAAUAAUAAAUGUUCGGAAUUUGAAAAAUUCGCAUAUGGACCACGUAGAUAAAAAUACCCUUAAAAUCAGAAAACCGCCAGCCACUUAAAAAGCAUUCCCGAAACUACUUUACAACUACAGUUGCAAAAGGGCAGUUUAUAUAAUAAAUAACAUUUUCUGGCAUUUUUGUUUAGAUUGUUUGAAAUAUUAGAGUUUAUAGAAAUAUCUGAAUCACUACUAUUUGUUUUUUGAAUUUAUUUUCGUUUAAAAAAAUUAUCAUCAGUGGACUACUUUUGGGCACCCGUGUGCGAUGCACACUUUGCACACAUGGUAGCGGCGGCCCUGACAAUGGGCUUUUAAGAGGAAACGCUUCGAAAAAUAAAAAAUAAAGAGUGCUAUAUACGCACUUUAAGGUACGCACCAUUCAAUUAAAUAAAAGACUAAUGUUAUUUAAAGAUAGAAGACUUUUGUGGGACCUAUUUAAAUUUUUACAAGAAUAUGUUUUAAAGCUUUUCCUAGUUUACAAAUAAAGGCAUCGAUUGAAGUGCCCUUCAUGAAGCAAUAUUUUGACAGUUUGUGAUUGUCAACAGUAUUUUGGGAAUUUUAGAUAAAUAGUAGCUAUACCUUGUUAUAAAAUUACUGAGGAUCGCUCGUUGUGAAUAUACAUUGUCAUUGUUUUGUUUCGUAUACAUUUGAGAAAUAGAAAACUGUAAACUUUUAAAGUAUUAAAAGAACGGGUGAUGUUAGUUAUUGGAGUUGAACAAAAACAUGUUAUUAUAAUUAUGCAGAUGAACAUUUGGAUAUAGUAUUAGGUUUCGUAGGUAUGCUUUUUCUCAUGAGGAUCUUUCAGUGCGCCACAGUUUUUCGAUUUCUUUCUAACGCAUUAAAUUGUAUGUGACAGAAAAAAAGCGCAUGUCGGUGAUUACAUUUCGUCGGUGACAUUUAUAACAUUUAUUCUAGUUGUCAAUAGAUGGCGCCAUAAUCGAAAAUAAAAUAAUUUGCGAAUUAUAUAAUAUAUCUACGAAUAUAAUCUGAACAAUUUAUAAGACAAUACAAAUCAAAGAAAAUACCAUUUUAUAAAUGCAAUAAACACAGUUGAUUUGAUUUUAUGCCCAAUUGCAAAUAAAAUGUGACAACUGUCAGAUUUAACUAAUAUGACAUGUCACUAAAAUGUAUAUUAUCACUUUUAUCAUUUGUGACGCACUGAAAAAUGCUCAUGAAAAGAAGUAUAUAUGCAGAAUCUCAAACACUAAAUAUGCAAAAUAUGAAUUAUUUGUCUAAUCAUGAAUAUACUGUAACAAAAAUUUCGAAAAGCUAUGAAAAAUACAUACAUAUACCAAUGAAACUGGUAAGAAGAAAGAUAUUUUAAAAGUAUUUGAGAUGUACUGCUGGAGGCGAAUUAUGAGAAUAUUAUGGGUGGACCGCAGAACAAAUGAAUCUAUACUGAACUAGCUAAACAUUAAACAAUUAUCAGAACAAAUAAUAGGCUAUUUUGGACAAGAUCUUCGAAGAAAUGGUCUUGAAAAAUUUACCAUCCAGGGGAAAGGUAAUGGACCAUUUACCACGAUCCAUUGUUAUAAUGUGUUAGAAAAAGAUAUAAAGAAAUGGAGGAACAUUGCAAAGCUUCAUGACACGAUACCUGGAUCAGGUUAACUGCUAAGAGGAAGAAUGUCCUAUUAAUUUCCCGAUCACAAGCGUUAUAAAACAAUUAAAACGGUCUAUUUGUUGUACCUAUAUAAAAGCCUAGUUGCCUAGUUUUGUUACUAAAAAGUUACAAAGCAGAUUACAGAAAAAAAUAUAUCGUAAUUCCAUAUAAAAGAACUCUCAUAUCGUAAAAAAGAGCUUGGCAAUAUGCAAAUUAAAAAAUUGUUGGAGUAAGUGAUAUCUCAAAUGUAUACGAUCUUAGUUUUUAAGUAGUGGUUUGUUGUUAAACUUCUUAGUGUUUUUAUUAAACUGUACAAAUAUUUUGCACAAGACCAAUAUAUUUUAAGUUUAAAUAUCUCAAAAUGAUAAUUGCCAAAUAGUUGUUGAUAAUACAACGAAAAUAUAUUAUUAUACAAUCCAGACGCUUUUUUACUUCACGACUUUACUUAUAAAAAUAUUUUCUGCUCCUUGAUUUUUCCUAGUCUAGAAAAAUAUUGUCUAUUUUUGGCUCCAAUAAUCUUUUCAAAACAUGAGUGUAUUGGAAUGUUUAUUUUAAUUUAUUUAAAGUCCUCUAACACUAACACUAAAACAGGAUUAAUUUAUUACAUUUAUUUAUUCAACCGUACAUAUUUAUAUUUUAGACUAACACUAAAUCCUCUAAUUUAUCUUUAUCUCCUAAAAUCUAAUUUAUUAUCUUUAUGUAUAGUCGCAUCAUUCGGGUAUUAGUUUUACCUAUUGAAGUAAAAGCUGCAAUAGUAGACCAAGAAGGAUAUGUUUUUAGGUGGAUGUGAGAGGUGGCAUUCGGAUUUUUGCGGAUAAAGUUAGGUGAUAACUUCGUUAAUAAUGAUAAUUAUUAUUUGCUCCUUCUCAAAUAUGCCUGGAACAUUAAUUCAAAAAAUAAAUUAUUUAAAAAUUUCAAAAAAUUUCGUUUUUUUCUACUUUCUUUGCUUAUAAUACGAUUCAUUUUGGAACAAAGUCGUAUGGGAAUAAAACAAAGGUAAUUAAAUUUUCUAUCAGAUAAGAUUGGUUAAAAAUGUCUUAGUUUAACACCCUUGCUGCAAAAUAGCAAUAAAUAUAAAAUAAGGUGGCAAAACAAGCCUGUCUUCAUUCAAUGUUUUUCCAUAACUUAGGUUACACAUGGAAUCUUCUUAAUUCGCUUAGAAAUUUUUUGUAAUGUGCUUAAACCGUCCACCAAAUUUCAUUAAACUUUCAUUUUCACUUACUAAAUUUUGCAUAAUAAUUUUGCAAUCUAAACUUUUUUAAAAAAUUAAAAUUUUUUAAAAUCUUGCACUACAAAAAGUAUAACAUACAAAGAUUUGUCAAUUUUUUUACAUAUAAAGAAGCACUCCACCUAUCUAAUGCAAUUUACAGAAUUGAAAUCGGAUUAUUUAAGCAGCCUCAGCAAUGUUUUAAAAUUAUAAACAAUUUUUUGGCUUAUAAACAAAUUAGUGCUGCGUCCAGGACUGGGUGCUACGGGCUUCUUUGUUUAGAUGGACUUAUCCAAGUUUUUUUUAUGUAUUUUGAUCAGUAGAACAAGAAUUUUUUGGGUAAUAGUUGAUCCGGAUGUCGAUAAGAUUGUUAUAAACAAAGAACUUGAGGAAUUACAUAACAUCGAUUUUUCGCAAAAUAAAACAUUUUUUUUGCAUUUAUUGGGUAAUUCUAAGCAAAAAAUGUUCUUACAAGUUUUUUCGUAGGAUGCAUAGUUUUCGAGAUAAACGCGGUGGAACGUUCAAAAAAUCGAAAAAUUGCAAUUUUUGGCCGAGAAUAACUUUUGAUUAAAAAAUAAAAUAGCAAUUCUGCUGACAGCAUUUGAAAGUUUAAGUCAAAUUAUACCGGUUUUAAUUAUUUGCAUUGCUAAAAAUUAAUUUUUUUAUUAUUAAACAAAGCUAUUUGUUUAUAAGCAAAAAAAUUGUUUAUAAUUUUAAAACAUUGCUGAGGCCCCUUAUAUAAUCCGAUUUUAAUUCUGUAAAGUGUAUUAGAUAUUUAGAGCACCUCUUUAUAUGUAAAAAAAUUAGCCAACUUUUAAAUGGUCUACUUUUUGUUCAGAAAGAUUUUAAAAAAUUUGAACUUUUUUAAAAACAUUUACAUUGCAAAUUUAUUAUGCAAAAUCUAUUAGGUCGAUUUUAAUGAAAUUUGGUAGACCAUUUAAGUAAGUUAUAAGAAUUUUCUAAGCGAAUUACAAAGGUUCUAAGUGCCACCAACGUGGUUAAGAAAAAUUGAAUAACAACAGGCGUAUUUUGCCCCCUUAUUUUGUAUUUAUUGCUAUAUUGCAGAAAAGGUAAUACCUUAAGACAUUUUUGACCGGUCGUAUAUCAUACAAAAUUCAAUUAUCUUUAUUUUAUCUCUCUACGGGCCGGUUGUUUGAACGCUAAUCAAAGAUGAUCAUUAUCAAAUAUUUAAUUUCUGUCACCAACUGUCAAUGUCAACUUUGUUUGGGUUGCUGAAAACAUAAUUAUGGAUUACAAUUAUGAAAUUAGUUAAUCAAUUAUGUUAAUAAUUGUUAUGUUAAUUGAUUAACUAAUCUCACAAUUAUAAUCAAUUAUGUUUUCAACAACCCAAUCAAAGUUGACAUUGACAUUUGGUGACAGUAAUUAAAUAUUUGAUAAUGAUCAUUGUUGAUUAGCGUUAGAACAACCGGCCCUAAGACUUUGUUCCAAAACGAACCGUUUUAAAGUUAUAAGCAAAGAAAGCAGAAAAAAAUCGAUGUUUUUCGAAAUUUUUAAAUAUUUUAAUUUUUUUAUUAAUGUUCCGGGCAUAUUUGAGAAGGAGCAUAAGUCAAUUAUUAUUACUGAAGGUGUCACCUAACUUUAUCUGCAAAAAUCCGAAUGUCACCUCUCACAUCCAAAAAUACACGUUUUUUUUUACAGAUUAGUCCUGGUCUAUAGGUUUUGUGCAAUAUAUUGAAAAAAAAAAAUAGUAUUAAGAACUUGUAGACAAUAAUGAUAAUAUUAAAUAUUGUGAAAAUAAUGUCUUCCAACUUAGGUAACGAGUAUAUAUCCAUAUUAUUGUUAUUUAUUUUAAACAUGUUUUGGAAAAUACGUAAAAUCUAAUUUUCAUGUAGGUAAUAUAAGUUAAAUCCUGUUUUUUCGUGUAGAUUUGUACAUAUCAAAGUAGUUUUUCAGAAAAAUAUUAAUAGAGAACUAUAAAUGGUAAAAUUUAAAGUAAUUUUUUAAACAGCUUAAAUGGUUGAAAUUAAAUUAUUGGGCAGGUAACCCUAUAAGAAUGGACAAUAACAGGAAGAACAUCUAGUAGAACGCUUAGUGGAACUAUUGGGGGUCGUCGGACAGUAGAACGACCAAGGAAGAGAAGAGGAAGAGUAAGAACCGAUGAUGAAGAUAUAUUAAGGGUAGAUAACUGCAGGAGAGCAGCCAAGGAAAGAGAUGCUUGGUAGUGAUGUUGAAAAAGUAACUAUUCGUUACAAAGUACUCGUUACUUACGAAUACCGAAAGUAACGAUUACAUACUAUACAGAGAGGCAAAUCGUUACUUUGAUUUCUUUGAUUACUCUUAUUACUUCGUAUCAAUCGUAUCAGAGCGAGUAACGACUAUUGUAUCUACUUUGAUUACUUUAAUUACUCUGAUUACUUCGUUACUCCGUACCAAUCGUAUUAGAGCGAGUAUUGUAUCUACAACCAGUACACUUGAUUACUUUCUAUAAUAAAAAAAUACCAAUCGUAUCCCAGCGAGUAACGGACAGGACCGGUAUUUUAGGAAUGUUAUCGAAUAUCAUUAUCGGUAUGAAGCGUUUUAAGGGUGUGACGGAAUACCUAUUUAAUAUUAUACAUUCCAUUUCAAAUCACUCAAUUUUGGAGCAAAAAAAAUUUUGGACCUCCGAUUUGUCUGAAAAUUGGUAUAUAGCUUCUGCGGGACGUAAAAAUAAGAUAUUUAAGGUCAAAAAAUCUUCUUCUUCUUUUUUUCUCAAAAUGUUAUUUUAUGCGAUUUUACAGUGAUUUGGUGUUUAUUUAUACAAAUUUGCAUUUUCUAUCGUAAAGUAUCAAUGGAAAACAUA